Mauremys reevesii (Reeves's turtle) is the source of this 1324-nucleotide messenger RNA. Its product is annotated as von Willebrand factor A domain-containing protein 5A-like. The record is from RefSeq and is a predicted model, not a curated record. Bases 80 to 1324 code for a protein of 414 amino acids. The transcript is spliced from 10 exons. Lineage: Eukaryota; Metazoa; Chordata; Testudines; Geoemydidae.
AGAAAAGUGACUUUCGGUUUUGCUUUUCCAGACUCUGCAUCUGGGUCCGGCUAGCGAAGAUCCCUGACCCCAGACCGAGAUGAGGAGCUGCGGCCUCCUGAACAGUUCCAACAAGCCGGUGCCCCUGCGCAGCGGCUCGGUGACGGUGCUGAUCCGAGGCUUCGUGGCGGACGUGGGCUGUGAGCUGCUCUACAGGAACGAUGAGCAGGGACCCGUGGAGGCCGUGUUCGUGUUCCCCGUGGACGCCGAGGCGGCCGUCUACGCCUUCCAGGCCCACCUGGGGGGCACCUGCAUCCAGGCCCAGCUCCGCGAGAAGAAACAGGCGCAGGAGCUGUACGGGGAUGCACUGGCCGGGGGGCAGAGCUCCUUCUUGCUGCAGCAGGAAGGGGCCGGGGGCGAUGUUUUCAGCUGCUCCCUGGGGAACCUGCCCCCUGGGGAGGAGGCGGUGCUGACCCUGCGCUACGUCUGCGAGCUGUCGCUGGAGCCAGAUGGAGCUGCCCGCUACAUGCUGCCAGCUGUGCUGCGUCCCCGCUACACACCCCAUGGGUGGGACGGGGAGGACGUCACCCAGGGGGUCCCGCGAGUCCCCCAGGGGGAGCUGCCCUACACCUUGAGCCUGAGCGCCACGCUGCAGUCACCCCACGGCAUCGACCGCGUGCUCUCCAACUGCUCCCUCACCCCCCUGAGCUACACGGCCGGGAACCGGACCAGCGCCCAGGUGUCUCUGGCCGAGGCCCCCCCGUGGGGCCGGGACGUGGAGCUGCUGGUGUAUUACACGGAGCCGCACAAACCCAGCGCAGUGCUGGAGCUCGGGUUGCCCGGAGCAGAGCCAGGCUCCCUGAUGGGCGACCCGGCCGUGAUGGUGACCCUGCUGCCCAGCCUGCCUGAGGCGGUGCCGGGCCAGAGCCCAUCCGGGGAGUUCAUCUUCCUGCUGGACCGCUCCGGCAGCAUGCAGUGCCCCAUGGACGGCCGAGACCGCUCACCCCAGCGCAUCGACAGCGCCAAGGAGACCCUGGUCCUGCUGUUGAAGAGUUUGCCCCUGGGCUGUUAUUUCAACAUCUACGGCUUUGGGUCUCGGUUCGAGUCCUUCUACCCGCAGAGCAUGGCAUACACCCAACAGACCAUGGCCGAGUCCCUGCAGCACAUCCAGCAGCUCCAGGCUGACCUGGGGGGCACCGAGAUCUUGGCGCCGCUACGAGCCAUUUACCGCAGCCCCUGCCAGGACGGGCACCCGCGCCAGCUGUUCGUGUUCACGGACGGGGAGGUGGGUAACACCAAGGACGUCAUCACUGAGGUGCAGUGUCACCAGAGGUCCCACAGGUAA